UGUAAAUGAAUUACGAAUUAUACAAUACUUUGUCUUGUGUGUGUCCCUGUGUGAGGGUGCAUUGUAUCAAAAUAAGCCCGGUUUGGGAUUCAUGACAUGAGUAUAUCGCAUUUGUUUCAGCUAAUACUCUAGUUAAAAUAUUAAAUUAUUCUGUGACACCGGAUGAUGAAUUGGCCUCAGCUCCUGUGUCACAUGAUCAAGGAAUCGACAUCAAUUUUUAAUUUUCCCGGAAGUUAGCCAUGCGACUUGGGGGUGCACCGGCUCCGUAGACCAGAAACAUCGCAUUAUGGCCUCGCUCUGAGCCUCCUGAUGCGACAGUUGUGUACAUACCCAACCGGCAAUCCGUCACCAUCGACGCCUUGAUCAUGGACCUCCGGUCCAAAGGCUUUUUUCGGGGCUAUCGGAGUUGUCAAUAGUACUCCCUGAGUACUAUAUUAUUUGAUUUUUAGCACUGUCACUUUUACACGCCCGGGGAUUUAAACCGUAGUGACAGUAGUUGCAUUCACCCCAUCUGCCGGUUAGCUAACUAGCUCGCUAAGUCAAUAGCCAAGAAGGGAAGAACACUUUUCUUUUGGAGUAAAGGACAAGGAUACUGCAGCACCACUACUUUCAUUAACAGAGGACUGAAAAGAGGCUGAUUCCCUGAGUUCCCAUCUUACAUCACAUUCACUGUUGAUUCCUGAAAGGCUGGCAACACUCCGCCACCCUAAUGCAGAACCACAAAAGAACGUGAAAUGAACAAACCACCACAGCCUAUAACGGGACCCACCUCUGUCCCAAACCCUGCCCCAUCCCCUGGAUUGACACAGGCUGCCUACGGCCCUGGACAGCCACCUUCUCUCGUUUUUGCCACGCCUCCACAAAUGAACUCUGCGCCACAGCCAAGACAGUUUGCUGCAGGGCCCCGUACUUUACACCAACAGGGUGGAUACAGAGCAUUGCAGAAUUACUAUCAGAGCCGACCGACCAUGGCCACCAGUGCUCCGAGGGUGCAGACAAGUAGUGGCCCACGACCUGUCGGACCCGCUCAUGUCUACCCGCCCAGCUCCCAGAUGAUGAUGAUUUCCCAGCAGCAGCUGUCUUUCGCUAGCUCCCCUCAGGGCUACUUUAUCCCCUCUGGACAGUACCGGGCCCCAUAUAUGCCUCCUACUCAGCAGUAUUCCGUGACCAGCGGUACACCAGGCUUCUAUCCAGGAACUAGCCCUGCUGAAUAUCCUGCUUAUGAGCCCUCUCUUGCUGCGAGGGAGAGGCGGGGUGGUGGGGGGAGAGGGGGCGGGCGAGAGAAUGGCCGUCUCUCUCUCCACGGUGCUCCUCUCACCUCCCAGCGCUACCCUGCUGGAGCGUACUAUCCAGCUCAGCCGCAAUACUCUCCGUCUGUCCAGCCGGCACCAGUCAUGAUCAACCCCGCCCAGCAGCAGCAACAAGCCCCGCCUCCUCAGCAACCACCGGCACAGUCACAAGGCCCACCAAAGAGGGAACGUAAACCGGUAGUGUGUCACAACAAAAGGCCAGCACUCCUCUUGUCUGAGAUAAGAAUACGAGACCCCAACCAGGGCGGGCGGGAUAUUACAGAUGAGAUCAUGUCAGGUGGAAGGUCCACCACCACACCGACUCCCCCACAGGCAUCCAUAGCAGAUGGAAGUCCGGCACAGACAAAUGGGGAAGUUACACAGCCUGUCACUACAGUGACAAGAAGAGAUGAAGACAUGGAGCCUCCUGCUAGCGGUGAAACCCCACCACCUCCUUCCACAGCAAAUACAGAGCCUGUGGUGGAGGCCAAACAGGAAAUGGACAACCAGAUUACACCACCUGCUGAGUUAGCCACACAUUCUGUAGCCCCUGCAGCUGCUACUGAGGUGCCAUCCGCAUUGAUAAAGGACCAACAGUCUUCCUCUUCUGUCUCUCAAGCAGCAGAAUCUACUACAGCUCCUGUUGAGGCAGUAAAUAAAGUUGAUGCUGAAGUUAGUGACACAGUAGAUGCUGCUGUUGACUCUUCAGCAUCUUUAGCAGCGCAAGAGGCGCCUGUCAAAACGGAGGAAGCACAGACUGCUCCAGAUGAGAAGGCACCAGAAAAGGAAGAAAAAACUGAGGAAGUGAAGAAAUUGGAGAAAGAGGAGCAAGUAGUCGACGCAAAGUUGGAACCUGUAGUUGAGGCUGCAGCGACAGUUACCCCUGUUAAUGUGGUGAAAGAAGAAGCUGCUACGACGACAGCAGUUGAUGUCUCUCAGCCUCCACCCUCUGAACAGGACGCUGCUGCUCCACAGACCCAGAGUGCUACCCCGAGCUCUGCCCCUGAACCUGAACCCACACUGGCUGACACAGCAGAGCCUCCUCUUUCCAAUGGUCUUCCUCAGGACACUGAGGAACUCUCUGAGGAACUGGCAUUUUUAGACACUACACCCCUUGACAAGCCUGAUGCCGCCAAAUCUCAGGAAUCCACAACUGUGGCUAAAACAGCACAGGAAGAGGAGGAUAAGGAAGAGGAAAAUAAGGAGAAGGACAAAGGUGUGGAUGCCGCUCCCUCCACUGUUAGCUGCCCUCCAGAGGAAUCUACUAUGCAAGCUGCUACGUCUGUGCCAAAGAAGAGGAUGAACAUGAAGGAGUUCAACAAGAAGGAGGCCAUUGGUGACCUCCUGGAUGCCUUCACAGAGGAGCAGGGUGCCAAGCCUGCUUCUGAACCCUCAUCCACUCAGGCCGACCCCACCCCCGUUGUUCCAGUUGAACUUUCUCCUGAGGUUGCAGAUGAGACCUGGGAGGAGAAAGAGGACAAGCAAAAUGCCGAACCUGACAGGCCUAAAGCCACUGCUGAGCCAACUGGGCAGAAAUACCAGUACAAAGAAGAACAAUGGAAGCCGAUUGACCCAGAAGAGAAGAAACGGUACGACAGGGAGUUCCUCCUGGGCUGCCAGUUUGUUAGUGCCAGUAUGCACAAACCUGAAGGCCUGCCCCUCAUCAGUGAUGUGGUCUUGGAUAAGGUGAACAAGACUCCGCUGCGGCCUGCUGAUCCAGCUCGACUGAUGAAUGUUGGUCCUGAUUUUACUCCCUCGUAUUUGGGGAACCUCGGGAGCAGAUCUGUUGGAGGACCACGAGGCCCUUUGCCUGGGCCACGUCGCUCUCAGCAGGGUCAAAGGAAAGAACCCAGGAAAAUCAUCAGCAGCAUGUCCCUCAGUGAUGAUGUGCAGCUCAACAAGGCUGAGAAGGCCUGGAAGCCCUCGACGAAGAAGCCUACUCGCAGCCGCGGCGGGGAGGAAGGUGAAGAAGAGGAUCCCGAACAUGCCAAGACUCAAGAGCUGUUCAAGCGUCUGCGCAGUAUCCUCAACAAACUGACCCCUCAGAAGUUUCAAGAGCUGAUGAAACAGGUGUCAGACCUGAUGAUAGACACGGAGGAGAGGCUGAAGGGAGCCAUUGAUCUCAUCUUCGAGAAGGCCAUCUCAGAGCCCAACUUCUCUGUGGCCUACGCCAACAUGUGCCGCUGCCUUAUGGGGUUGAAAGUCCCCACCUCAGACAAGCCAGGACUUUUUGUGAACUUCCGCAAACUGCUGCUCAACCGCUGCCAGAAAGAGUUUGAGAAGGACCAGGAUGAUGAUGAAAUCUUUGAGAAAAAGCAAAAAGAGUUGGAGGCUGCCAAAGACGAAGAGGAGUGUGAACGCUUAAGAGUGGAGCUGGAGGAGGCCAGAGACAAGGCCCGCCGCCGUUCACUGGGCAACAUAAAGUUCAUAGGUGAGCUCUUCAAGCUGAAGAUGCUGACAGAGGCCAUCAUGCACGACUGUGUAGUGAAACUACUGAAGAACCACGACGAAGAAUCUCUGGAGUGUCUCUGCAGGCUGCUCUCCACAAUUGGCAAAGACCUAGACUUUGAGAAGGCCAAGCCUCGCAUGGAUCAGUACUUCAACCAGAUGGACAAGAUCAUCAAAGAGAGAAAGACCUCAUCCAGAAUCCGCUUCAUGCUGCAAGAUGUCUUGGACCUCAGAAAGAAUAACUGGGUGCCUCGUAGAGGAGACCAGGGUCCUAAAACGAUCGACCAGAUCCACAAGGAGGCAGAGAUGGAGGAGCACAGGGAACAGAUCAAAGUCCAGCAGCAGCUCCUGUCCAAGAAAGAAGGAGGAGGCAGGAUGGGAGGGAGCAUGGGAGGCCGGGGCCCUCACACACCGGGAGGUGGCAGGACCAGCCAGCCUCAGGAUGAGGGAUGGAACACCGUCCCCAUCUCCAAGAACAGACCCAUUGACACCACCCGCCUUAGCAAGAUUACGAAGCCUGGUGCUCUGGACUUCAACAAUCAGCUGCUGGCUCCAGGAGGAAAAGGCAUGUGGGGUAGUUGGGGCAAAGGCAGCAGCGGAGGAAGCGGAGCUAAACCAGCCAGUGGAGAGCAGGAUUCUGGUCGCACCAGCACCCUCAACCGCUUCUCAGCCCUGCAGUCUGGAUCUUUGUUGUCUUCAGCGGACUCUGAUCGCAGAGUUCCUCAGAGGUCAAGCUCCAGCCGUGACCGUGGUGGUGACAGAGACAGGGGUGACCGGGACAGGGAUCGGUUUGACCGAUUUGAUCGCAGUGAGGGACGACAAGGCCGUGAUGACAGGGGCAGCCAGAAUCAAAUCACCAAGAGAAGCUUCAGCAGGGAAUCCCAGGAGCGUGGCGGAAGGGGCGGAGACAGCCGGGCCUCAACUGAGCCCGUGCGUCGUGUUGCCAGCAUGACCGAUGACAGGGACAGAGGAAGUCGGGAUAGGGGAAGCAGAGACCGAGGAAGUCGGGACAGGGGUCCAAACAAAGAUGUCGCAGUUAAGCGUGAGAGCGCCCCGACUCCUCCUCCUUCUCUUCCAAAACCUGCCUUGACUGAAGAGGAGGUGGAGAAGAAGUCGAAUGCCAUCAUUGAAGAAUACCUCCACAUCAAUGAUUUGAAGGAGGCAUUACUGUGUGUGGCAGAACUCAACAGUGCCUCACUCCUCUAUGUGUUUGUGCGGAAUGGCGUGGAGUCGACGCUUGAGCGCAGCACCAUCGCGAGAGAGCACAUGGGCCUGUUGCUGCACCAACUUGUGAAGGCAGGGACUCUGCCCAGACAGCAGUACUACAAAGGACUAGAAGAGACCCUGGAGGCUGCAGAGGACACAGCCAUUGAUAUACCUCACAUCUGGCUCUACCUGGCUGAACUCAUUACUCCUAUGCUCCAUGAGGGUGGCAUCCCUAUGGGGCAGCUCUUCAGGGAGAUCUCGAAGCCUCUUGUGCCUCAAGGGCAGGCGGGCGUGCUGCUGGUACAGAUCCUCAAGUUGCUCUGCAAAGGAAUGACCCCUAAGAAGGUCGGGGCCAUGUGGACAGAGGCUGGGCUGAACUGGAGUGAUUUCUUGCCUGAGGAUGAAGACGUGAAUAAGUUUGUCACUGAGCAGAAAGUGGAGUUCACCACAGGAGAGGACAUGGAGUCAAGGGAAACCGGUAAGAAGAAGGUCCUCACUGGAGAGGAGCUCAGCAGUCAGCUGGACAGACUCCUGCAGGACAAGGCCAACAACCAGCGAAUCAGAGACUGGGUUGAGGCUAACUUGGACGAGUCACAAAUUGCAUCCAACCAGUUUGUACGAGCGUUGAUGACAUCAGUGUGUCAGUCUGCCAUCAUAUGUGACAACCCAUACAGGGUUGAUGCACAGCAGGUCAGCCAGAGGGCCACCCUGCUGCAGAAAUACCUGUGUGACGAGCAGAAGGAGCUGCAGGCCCUCUAUGCCCUCCAGGCUCUGAUGGUGCACAUGGAGCAGCCAGCGAACCUGCUGCGGAUGUUCUUCGACACCUUGUACGAUGAGGACGUCAUUAAGGAGGAGGCUUUCUACAAAUGGGAAUCCAGCAAGGACCCCGCAGAGCAAACGGGAAAAGGCGUGGCCUUGAAAUCGGUCACUGCCUUCUUCACCUGGCUCCGUGAGGCUGAGGAAGAGUCUGACAAGGAAUAAAAGACUGGACCGAAAGCUGUCGUCCCUCCUUUUUGGCAAGUUAGGGGCUCUACGAGCAGCUGUGGAGAGUCACGGACAAUAUUGCCAGAGAGAGGAAGACUCAAAAUCAAUCCUCAAUGAGGAUAAAUCUUUAUUAUGUUUUCUUUUUCUUUGAGGGAUGGACUCAGAAAACAAUCAUUUCUCUCUACCCUCCCUUUCUCGCUUCCUCAUUAUUUCCCGACCCGCUCGUGACAGCAAGUGUCCUCGUCAAAUUAACUUGAAAACUGAUUCAGCAGGAUUGCUUGUUAACAAGGUGUGAAGUAUCCCACAUCACUACGAAACUUCUCCUUUUUUUGUCACAGUAACACGAAACCAACAGGCUGCUUUUUCUUUUUUCUUUUUUUUUUUUUUUCUUUUUUUUUUUUUUAAAUGGUUCUAGAUAAUGAUGAUGCCUAUCAUCCCAUCUGAUCAAGAAUAAACAGCAGGACGUGUGGUGUAGUGGGUUAUCUCAUAACGUGGGGAUCGUCAUGCCAUCAUGUGUGUUCAAUCCAAACUAGGCUCUUAUGUCUUUGUCCUUAACUGGAGUGUGCAGCAUGACUGAAGUGUGUUUCUAUUAAUGAUACAGUGGAUGAAACGUUGAUACACGAACGUACAUCAACUAAUAGAUAUUCAAUGGAGUUUUUAAAGCAAAGGAUGUCUAUUCUCUCUUCCUGUUUCCCAUCAUGAACUUACAAAGGACAGAAACAUGGAGGACUGAUGUUGACUUUUGACCUUGACUACUAGGGGGUGGUCUUAAUGCUUCCUCUAAGCCAUCCUCUCCCAUCCCCAGUAGUGAACCACACUGACUGACUCAUGUUCUUUACCUCUUCUAUACUUAAACCUGAGCUGUCGUAGAGGACACUUAAUGACCCAAUCACCGUUAAAACUUGAAAUCUACAGAUAAUUGACUUGAUGAAAUAUAUAGUUAAGAAAAAAAAAAAAAACAGAAAUGAUCCGAAAGCCUUUUCUACUUUAAGUGGAAACUUAUUUCAGGAGCGUUCUGUAAAUAUAUAAUAAUAAUAAUGAUACUUACAAAAAAACUUUUUUUUCUCAGUUUUAUUUUUCAGAAAUGAUAAAUUGCUGAUGUAACUGCAGUGUGUCCUUUUCCAACAGAAACCACAGUUGUCCAGAUGCAGAGAGGUGCUUUAGAUAAUCCAUUGAUUAUUAGUUGUAUUGGAAUUUUGUAAAUAUUUUUUUUUUUUUUUUUUUUUUUUUUUUUGCUUUCUUUAUUUAAGAAAUUAUUGCUUCUUUUGCAUCGGAAACUGGAAAGAUGAGGUCACGGAACAUUGCAAAUAAAGGACUUAAGUUGCUGAGCAGA
Messenger RNA from Scatophagus argus, 7260 nucleotides. RefSeq names its product eukaryotic translation initiation factor 4 gamma, 1a (gene eif4g1a). The transcript is spliced from 33 exons. Gene Ontology annotation, molecular function: mRNA binding; protein binding; translation initiation factor activity. Gene Ontology annotation, cellular component: eukaryotic translation initiation factor 4F complex. Lineage: Eukaryota; Metazoa; Chordata; Actinopteri; Scatophagidae. The coding region runs from base 735 to 5924 and encodes 1729 amino acids. The record is from RefSeq and is a predicted model, not a curated record.